This is a messenger RNA of Cladophialophora psammophila CBS 110553, 1581 nucleotides long. RefSeq lists its product as uncharacterized. The record is from RefSeq and is a predicted model, not a curated record. Gene Ontology annotation, biological process: regulation of DNA-templated transcription. The coding region runs from base 1 to 1581 and encodes 526 amino acids. Gene Ontology annotation, molecular function: zinc ion binding; DNA-binding transcription factor activity, RNA polymerase II-specific. The transcript has a single exon. Lineage: Eukaryota; Fungi; Ascomycota; Eurotiomycetes; Chaetothyriales; Herpotrichiellaceae.
AUGGCUACUGAUGGCCAGGGCAGGCACGGUGCAAAAACUCGCACAGGGUGUCUAACUUGCAAGCGGCGUCGAGUAAAGUGCGGUCUCGAAAGGCCUUCGUGCGCGAGGUGUGUCAGAGCAGGCAGAACUUGUGAGGGCUAUCAACUUUCGCUGGUUCAAGAAGGUCUCGCGCUUCCUUCGAAAGCAACCACUCCACCACGCCUCAGCAGUUCUUCAUUCUUGCUCUCAGCCUUUCGUGCCACGCAGUCGGAAUGGCAAGCCUACCGAUUCUACAGCCACCGGGUCGCGUCGAUUCUAGGCGGCGCCUUUGAUACAGAGUUAUGGCAGAAGCAGAUGCUCCAGGUCGCUGAUACUGAACCCACUGUCCGCAACGGAAUCUUUGCCAUCGGAAAUCUUUUCAAACAUGGCCAUAAUGGCGCCUCGGAUCAUGCAUCAAACUGCAUCUGCACUCACUGUCGCCAAGCACUGCGAUACUACAACAAAUCCAUCUUGGCGUUGUCGCAUUCGCUGCAGGAGCCGUGCACGUCUCAAGCGGCCCAUGUUGCGCUUUUGUCGUGUAUUAUCUUCAUCUGCCUUGAAUUCUACCGGAUGAACGACAGCACUGGAAUUUCUCUAGUCUCAAAGGGGUGUAGCAUGGUUGCAGAAGCUAUGCAAAAUCAGCCCGCUUCUGGAAGGACUUGGAUAAAUCCGAGAUUGUUGAAAGUGUUCGAUCGACUUUGGCUGCUAUCAAGUAUGUUUGGCUAUCACUUACCAAAACCGUCACCGAAUCGUUCUCUACUGUCUCCCUCCGCUCGGGUGCCGGACUUUAACAACAUAGAAGGAGCAAGGGACUCCCUACACGAGAUUUUGGAGCUUGUCCAGGACUUGAGAUUGCGAGUCUAUCAGGCUCAUUGGAAUUCAUCUUCGCCGGAGGAUCUUUCGAUGGCUACAGCUUCGCUUCAGAGGGAGCAACAAAUUGCGCUGGUUCUGUUGGAAACUUGGCAACGGAACUUGGAAAUAGUUGUGGCACAACAGGCAAUGGGGUCAUUUCAGAGGUCACUCGCACAUUUAAUAUUAAGAGUCCACUACCUAAUCACCAAGAUCCGCGCCUCUGCAAGCCUAGAUCCCUCGGAGAUAAGUCACAAAGAUCACCUGGAUGACUUCAAUGAGAUUGUCGUCACAGCAGAGGAGGGCCUGACCAGAUUUCCUUUAAAAGAUGAAGCAGCGAGUUUCUCGUUUGAAAUGUCCUUUCUGGCGCCCCUGUACCUGACUGUCCUCAAGUGUCGAGAACCUACCAUCCGAAGAAAAGCUCUUGAGUUGAUGCGUCUGACAGGAGCCAAGGAAGGAUUGUGGCAUAGAUCCGAAGUACUCUGCAUCGCCGCAAGAGUUAUGGAACUUGAAGAAGGCAUCACCGCCUUUGACCUGGAAGAAGUUCUACCUGAGGCCGCCAAUCGUUGGCCGACGCUUUUCUACGAUGUGCUUGCUGGGCUGAACUACCGCAAAGCUGGAAAGACCCAUGUGGACGUUGUCUAUCUCACUUACGAUGCAACCUGUUUGCAACGCUUCCGGGGCAGGGGGGAAACUCUGGUAGUCGAGGAAUGA